This is a messenger RNA of Sphenostylis stenocarpa, 945 nucleotides long. The record is from the annotation of a GenBank genome assembly. Lineage: Eukaryota; Viridiplantae; Streptophyta; Magnoliopsida; Fabales; Fabaceae.
AUGUUUAAGACUCUUUCUUGUUGUGUUCAGUUUGAUAGUGAAGACACUGUGGUUAAUCUUCCUUUACCUGAAUGUUGGGUGGUGUCAAAACUUCACUUGCUCAUUGAGUCUGUCAGUGCAAGCUAUGACAAAUUUUACUUUGGAGAAGUGGGACGUGAAACAUAUGACUUCUUUUGGGCUGAUUUUGCUGAUUGGUACAUUGAGGCUAGUAAAGGGCGUCUUUACCACUCUGGAGUUGGAGGCAAAUCUGUUGCUUCAGUGGCACAAGCUGUCCUGUUAUAUACUUUCGAGAACAUACUCAAAGUGCUGCAUCCUUUUAUGCCAUUUGUAACCGAGGAGUUGUGGCAGCUUAGGCUUCUUAGAAUCACGGCACUUCCUAACCGGAAGCAUGCUCUUAUUGUAUCACCUUGGCCAGAGACUCAACUUCCUAGGAACAACAACUCUAUAAAAAAGUUUGAAAAUUUACAGGCUUUGGUUAGAGCUAUCAGAAAUGCUCGGGCAGAAUAUUCUGUUGAGCCUGCAAAACGUAUCUCAGCAUCUGUGGUUGCAAACAAUGAAGUAAUAGAAUACAUUGCUGAAGAAAGAGAGGUUCUAGCACUUCUCUCUCGGCUGGAUAUACAAAAUCUGCAAUUCACAAAUUCUUCUCCAGGAAAUGCAGAUCAGUCAGUUCAUCUCGUGGCUGGAGAGGGACUAGAGGCAUAUCUCCCUUUGGCCGAUAUGGUUGAUAUUUCUGCAGAAAUUGAACGGCUUUCAAAGCGUCUUUCCAAGAUGCAGAAGGAGUAUGAUGGAUUGAUAUCUAAACUCAGUUCUCCUCAAUUUGUAAAGAAGGCACCGGAAGAUGUGGUCCGCAAGGUGCAAGAAAAAGCCACAGAAGCAGAAGAGAAGAUCAAUUUAACCAAGAAACGACUUGAAUUCCUGAACUCUAACGUUCUAGUUUCACAAUAG